AUGCCUACUAAGCGUCCUUCAUUGGUCACUCAGAAAGGGCCGAAUUCAUUCAAAAAACCAAGAGGUAACCAUGAUGAUACCCCGGAGCCUUCGAAGUUCGAGCAGGAAUUAAUGUUGUUGGAUGAUAUUGAAACUGAAGAUAUAGCUUUAGUAGACGAAAGUUCUGCUUUAUCUCAUUUGGACUUUCUGACAAAUUCGCAUUGGCCAAGACGUAAACUAGAAAAGUUGGAUCCGAAAAAGGACAAUAUUAUUUUUCAGCAAUUUGAUGUGUCACAUUAUAAGGUUAGAUUUAUCAAUCAUAAUCAUCAUUUUUUUCCUUCCGUAGAUAUAUAUGGUUAUCAUGGGAAAAACAGUAUACCAUUUCUUCGUAUAACUUUAGCACUGCCACGUUUAAUUGCACCAGCUAAACGUAUAUUAGAUAAUGGUAUAUCAUUUGCUGAUUACUCAUUACAGUCCUAUCCUGCAUUUGAAGCCAAUAUUGACUUUGAAAUACGUUUUAUGACUGAUACACAAAUGACUGGAUGUAGUUGGAUUGAAGCACCAGCAAAUCAAUAUUAUUUAAGAGAUUCAACAUACAAAUUAGAUGAAAUGAAAAAACAAACUACUACCAAUCAAAAAUCUCAUCAUCAUACUACUAAUACAAAUGGUAGUAGUAUUGUACAAAAUGGUGCAAAAAAUAAUGAUCAAUCGAAAUUGGCAACUAGUCAAACAAGAUGUCAAAUUGAAUUUGAUAUAGCAUGGGAUGUUUUGAUUGUUCAUGCACCAGAAGGUCAAUGGAGUAAUAUUGCACCAUUACGUAUAUUAAGUUUUGAUAUUGAAUGUGCCAGUCGUAAAGGUAUUUUCCCUGUACCAGAUAAAGAUCCAGUUAUACAGAUUGCUAAUAUGGUUAUUAAUUAUGGUGAAACAACUCCAUUUAUACGUAAUGUAUUCACAUUGAAUACAUGUGCACCGAUUGUUGGUUCACAAGUGAUUUCUUAUAAAACAGAAGAAGAAUUAUUAGCUAAUUGGUCAAUGUUUAUACGUGAAGUUGAUCCAGAUAUUAUCACUGGUUAUAAUAUACAAAAUUUCGAUUUACCUUAUCUGAUUAAUCGUGCACAUGCAUUGAAAGUUGAUGGUUUUGAAUUUCUUGGACGUAUACGUGGUUCACGUUCCACUGUACGUGAAGCUAUGACACAAUCAAAACAAAUGGGUCGUCGAGAGAAUAAAUUUGUAAAUAUUGAUGGACGUGUACAAUUAGAUCUAUUACAGAUCUUAUUUCGUGAUUAUAAACUACGCAGUUAUACAUUGAAUGCUGUGAGUUAUCAUUUUCUUGAAGAACAAAAAGAAGAUGUUCAUCAUAAUGUUAUCACGGAGCUACAAAAUGGUGAUAUGCAAACACGUCGACGUUUAGCUGUUUAUUGUUUAAAAGAUGCAUAUUUACCAUUACGUUUAUUGGAUAAAUUAAUGUGUAUUGUAAAUAAUAUUGAAAUGGCUCGAGUUACUGGUGUCCCGCUGACUUAUUUACUUACACGUGGUCAACAAGUCAAGGUUGUAUCACAAUUAUUACGUAAAGCUCAUGAACAUGGUUACCUAUUGCCAACAUAUCAAUCACAACAAGGUGAUGAAUUUGUCGGUGCCACUGUACUAGAACCACGUAAAGGUUUUUAUGAUGAACCUAUAGCGACAUUAGAUUUUGCUAGUUUAUAUCCAAGUAUUAUGAUGGCCUAUAAUUUAUGUUAUACAACAUUAUUACAAGUUAAUACAACAGCAGGUUGUGGUGGCGGCGUCAGCGGCGGCGGCGGUCUUCAAGCAUUAAUGGAACGUUAUGAAUUAACAGAAGAAGAUUUUCAUCGAACACCAACUGGAGCAUAUUUUGUCAAAUCACAUGUGUGUCAUGGUAUUCUACCGGAAAUUUUAGAACAAUUAUUAAGUGCUAGGAAAAAAGCUAAAGCAGAACUUGCCAAAGAAACUGAUCCAUUACGUAAACGUGUUUUAGAUGGACGUCAGCUGGCAUUAAAAAUUAGUGCAAAUUCUGUAUAUGGAUUUACUGGUGCCCAAGUUGGCAAGUUGCCAUGUUUAGAAAUCUCAGCAUCAGUUACUUCGUAUGGACGUUUAAUGAUUGAACAAACGAAAUUACAUGUUGAACAAAAAUUUACGAUUUCCAAUGGUUAUAAACAUGAUGCUGUGGUUAUUUAUGGUGAUACUGAUUCAGUAAUGUGUAAAUUUGGUGUAUCCACUGUAGCAGAAGCUAUGGAAUUAGGUCGUAAAGCCGCGGAAAUUAUCUCUGAAGAAUUCCCGAAACCAAUUCGAUUAGAAUUUGAAAAGGUAUACUGUCCAUAUUUAUUGAUUAAUAAGAAACGUUAUGCUGGUUUAUAUUUUACUAAACCAGAUCGACAUGAUAAAAUGGAUUGUAAAGGUAUUGAAACUGUACGUCGUGAUAAUAGUCCAUUGGUUGCGAAUUUAAUCAAUGCAUGCCUAGAGCGGAUAUUAAUUGAUCGUGAUCCAAACUCAGCGCUUACUUAUGCUCAAUCAAUCAUAUCAGAUUUAUUAUGCAAUCGUAUUGAUAUAUCACAAUUGGUAAUUAGUAAAGAAUUAACUAAAACCGAUGAAGAGUACACAGGGAAGCAAGCACAUGUUGAAUUAGCCAUGAAAAUGCGUAAACGUGAUCCAGGCUCAGCACCAAAUCUCGGUGAUCGUGUACCAUAUGUAAUAACAGCGGUCGGUGGAAAAAACACUGCAGCUUAUGCAAAAGCUGAAGAUCCUUUGUAUGUAUUAGAGCAUAAUAUACCGAUUGAUACAAAAUAUUAUUUAGAAAAUCAAUUAGCUAAUCCACUGUUGCGUAUAUUUGAACCAAUUCUAGGUGAAUUGAAAGCUAAAUCAAUAUUGUUAAAUGGUGAACAUACACGUGUAAAAUCUGUGGUACAUUCUACAGUUGGACAAUUAUCAGCUUUUACAAAAGUACGUGCAUCUUGCAUUGGUUGUCGAACAAUAUUGCCCGCCGAUAAAGCAGACUCAGCUGUAUGUAAAUAUUGUGAAUCACGUAAAUCAGAAAUUUAUCAAAAAGAAAUGGUACAUUUAAAUUUAUUAGAACAAAAAUUCACAUCAUUAUGGACUGAAUGUCAACGUUGUCAACAUAGUAUACAUGAAGAAGUUAUAUGUACUAGUCGAGAUUGUCCAAUAUUUUAUAUGCGAAUGAAAUCACGUAAAGAUGUCGAUGAAGCUUAUAAAACAAUUGAACGUUUUGGUAAUCCGAAUUGGUAAUCAAUUCAUUAUGUAACAGACAACAACAAUAGCAAUAACUACAACACCGUCACAUCUAUCUAUCUAUCUAUGUGUAUAUGCAGCUAACGAGUUGCCACACCUUUCUUGUUAUAUUCUCGUCGUUUAUUAUUAGUAGUAUUAUUAAGUAGUAGUAGUUGUUGUAUUAUUCAUGACUAUUACGCAUUUUCUCAUUGAGAUUGGGGUAUUUUGUUUUGUUCCCGCAGAGUAUUUUUAUUUUUUU
Molecule: messenger RNA, 3481 nt
Organism: Schistosoma turkestanicum
Lineage: Eukaryota; Metazoa; Platyhelminthes; Trematoda; Strigeidida; Schistosomatidae
Source: the annotation of a GenBank genome assembly